Molecule: messenger RNA, 1707 nt
Organism: Akanthomyces muscarius
Lineage: Eukaryota; Fungi; Ascomycota; Sordariomycetes; Hypocreales; Cordycipitaceae
Exons: 1
Coding region: 1-1707 (568 amino acids)
Cellular component (GO): membrane
Source: RefSeq, a predicted model, not a curated record
AUGUGGCCAUUUUCUGGCUGCGGCGACGACGCCUGCCGCCCGCCCUCGCCCGCCAGCCUGACGCUGGCCCACGCCGUCGCCGCCUCGCCGUUUGCCCUCGUCCUCGUCGUCGCGACCCUCGCCGCCGCGCGCCACGGCUUCCCGUACCUCUCGCGCGCCGCGCACGACGACGCCCGCGACGGCGAGGACCACGUCCUGCCGACCCACGCGCCGGCCGCCCUGCGGCAGGUCCACGCCGAGCACGGCGCCAAGAGCCUGCGCCGCCGCGUCGUCGCCUGGACCUUUGGCGUCACCGUCGGCCUCGCGGCCACACUCGGCACGCUGAUCCUCUCCGAGAUCCUCGAGGUCGGCAGCCGCGCCGGCCGCGGGCUGGCGCUGCGCAUCACGGUCCCCGCGCUGCUGUUCCUGCUCGUCGGCCUCGUCCCCUGGCUCGAGUGCAAGUCGCUCGUCAACGGCGCCGGCUGGAGCCUCCAGCGGUCGCCCGACAGCAGCGGCCGCCGCGUGCCCAAGUUUGCGUGGCUCAUGCAGACGGCGCUGUUUGCCUGCUGGCUGUUUGCCUUUUGGAAGCUCGGCAGCGCCGUGCCGUCGUCUGCGGUUGAGGACCUGCACAGCAAGAGCGGCGGCAGCGGAGGCGGCAGUACUUCUGACGAUGACGACGAGGCGCCGCUGCAGCUGCUGACCCGCGGCUGUCUGGAACGCAUCGGCGUCGUCGGCAUCUCGCUCAUGGGCCUGCUGGCCGGCUUCGCGUCCGUGUCCGCCCCCUGGCACACCCUGACGGCCGUGACGGACCGCCGCCGCCGCCCCGUCACCGACGCCGACGUCAACCGCAAGCAGACGGGCUUCGACGCCACCAGCGAGAUGCUUCUGACCAAGCGGCACCGGCUGCAGAUGCUCGAGCGCAAAGUCGCCGAUCCGCGCUUCGCCGAGGCCAAGGCGGCGACGGGCCUCAUGGGCAAGAUGAUGGGCUCGCUCCGCGGCACCCUGUCCGCCGAGGAGACCGAGAUCCGCGGCCUGCGCGUCGAGAUUGCCGGCCUCGAGACCAUGGAGGCCAACCUCGCCUCCAACCUCGCCCUCAUGCGGGGCCGGCGCAAGGCCGACUCGCGCGCCGGCACGGCCUGGGGCCGCAUGUGCCUCGUGCCCUCGUACCUCUUUGCGCUGUACUGCGUGUACCGCAUCCUCGCGACCACGCUGACGACCUUUCGCCGCGCGCACUCGCCCUCGGCCAGCUUCUCGAGCAGCGACCCGAUCAACCGCUUCCUGGGCCUGCUCGCGCUGCACUGGGACCCCAAGCUCGACCAGAUGGCGUGGGCGCGCAUCAUCAGCUUCGCCCUCAGCGGCGUCAUCCUCCUCGCCAGCGCCAACAGCGCCCUGCAGACCUUCCACCUCUUUGCCAAGUGGACGCCGGGCCUGCUGCGCCACGCCCAGGCCAACCUGGCCCUCGUCGUCGGCCAGGUCGCCGCCACCUACAUGAUCAGCGCCUCGCUCCUCAUGCGCAGCCAGCUGCCCCUCGAGGCGCGGUCGGCGGUCGGCGGCGUGCUCAAGGGCGCGCUGAGCCCCGUGUUUGUGGACGGCUGGUUCGAGGGCUGGUUCCUGACGGGCAGCGCCGCGACGAUGCUGGGGCUCUGGCUCGGGAGAAGGCUGAGCGGUGGACGGGAUGAGGACUGGGAUGAUUUCGGCAGCGAAGAGAUGGGGGCCAAGAGAAUGUAA